This is a messenger RNA of Malania oleifera, 2665 nucleotides long. RefSeq lists its product as uncharacterized. The record is from RefSeq and is a predicted model, not a curated record. NCBI's taxonomy places the organism in Eukaryota, Viridiplantae, Streptophyta, Magnoliopsida, Santalales, Ximeniaceae. Gene Ontology annotation, cellular component: cytoplasm. Gene Ontology annotation, biological process: protein phosphorylation. The transcript is spliced from 8 exons. Gene Ontology annotation, molecular function: protein serine/threonine kinase activity; ATP binding. Bases 353 to 2446 code for a protein of 697 amino acids.
GUCCCUAUCUAAAUUUCUAAUUUCUCUCUCAAAGCGAGCGACGAGUCGAGUUCGCUUUGAGAUCAAGCAAAGGCAUCAGAUCUGCACCUGCAACAUCAAUCCUACCUUCGCAUCUCUUAAUCUCCAAUAUCUAUCCCAUCCUUAACUACAGGUACCAAUUCUGCCUCUCUCCAUAUGUCUGUAUAUCCUCUGUUUCAGAAUAAAUCUUGCUGAGCUUCUUUUAGGGAUUGUUCUGGUGAUGUUUGUUCUUUUUUUUUUCGAAUUGAACUUUGGAUCAUAGAAUCUGAACUCAGGAUCUUCACUGCGCAUCCGGAUCGCGCGUGCUUUAAUCUUUGUCUCAUCAAUAUCAGUCAUGUGGAGGUUCAAGCCCUUCAUGCCUAAGGAACAAGCUGGGCUUGAAGGUCGCUCUAUUGAUGUUGGGAGUCUUAAAAUUCUUGUACGGAAUGCCAUUGCUGAAGGAGGCUUCUCUUGUGUUUACUUAGCUCGAGACCUUAUACAUUCGUCGAAGCAAUAUGCUUUAAAGCACAUUAUAUGUAAUGACGAGGAAUCACUGGAACUGGCGAUGAAGGAGAUCUCAGUGAUGAAACUGCUAAAGGGACAUCCCAAUGUUGUAACUCUUCAUGCUCACACUAUCUUGGAUAUGGGACGGACAAAGGAAGCCCUUCUUGUCAUGGAAUGCUGUGAAAAAUCUUUAGUUAAUGUGCUGGACAGCAGAGGAUCUGGGUAUUUUGAUGAGAAACAGGUUCUUUCAAUCUUCAGAGAUGUGUGUAAUGCUGUCUUUGCAAUGCACUGCCAGUCUCCACCCAUUGCUCACAGGGACUUGAAAGCUGAGAAUCUUCUGUUGGGGUCUGAUGGAUUAUGGAAGUUGUGUGAUUUUGGAAGCACCUCUACUAAUCAUAAGCGCUUUGAGAAGCCUGAAGAAAUGGGAAUUGAGGAAGAUAAUAUCAGGAAGCACACGACCCCUGCCUAUAGAGCACCAGAGAUGUGGGAUCUGUUCCGGAGAGAACUUAUAAAUGAGAAGGUAGACAUCUGGGCUCUUGGUUGCCUCCUCUUUCGUAUCUGUUACUUCAAGUCUGCUUUUGAUGGAGAAUCAAAGCUGCAAAUCUUAAACGGGAACUAUCGCAUUCCAGAGUUACCAAAGUACAACUCGUCUAUUACAGGCUUAAUCAGGGACAUGCUUGAGUCUUUGCCAGAAGCCAGACCAGACAUCACGCAGGUGUGGUUUCGUGUCAAUGAGCAAUUACCUGCUGGUUUGCAGAAAUCGUUACCUGACAGACCUCCUGAAAUGCGCCAAUCAUCUACUGACAUUCCGGAAGGCAUGUCAAAACCUGCAAAUAAGGCUUCUCCAAUGCCUCGUAGAAGCCCACCACCCCCACCUUCUCCAAAAGAGCCAACUCGAACUUUAUCCCCACCACCACUUUCCUCAGGAGCAGGGGGAGAUGGAGGGCCUCUGGGUGCUUUCUGGGCCAGUCAGCAUGCCAAGGACACAAUUGUUGCUAAGACUAAGAGCGGAAUUAAGUUCGAUGAAGAACCAACCACCCUUAGCACAUCAAAACAUAAUGGGAUUCGUCUGGAUAGAAAUCCUAGCCCUAACCAUUCAAAACAGGAAAAUACGCAAACUCAUCAUGUCCAGAGAAAUGUUCGGGGAAUAUCUUCCAACAAGCUUGAGGAUGGUCUUUCCAAGGACUUUGAAACAAGGUUUUACCCUGAGGCUUUAAACAGAGGUACUGAAAGACCAAAAGUGUCAAAAUCCGAAAACAUGGCUGCUUUUCAGAACGAGGCUUUCAACACUUUUGUUGCAGAAUUUGAUACCAGUAAACUCAGUUCUGGAAUUAAUGAUGACAAAAGCACAAAUGAAGCAGCCUUGGAAGCUGAAAUUGCAAGGCUGAAAGAGCAGCUGCAGCAAGCUAACUUGGAGAAGUCUGAAAUAACUUCCAAAUAUGAAAAGCUCUCUGCCAUAUGCAGAUCACAACGGCAGGAGAUACAAGAGCUUAAGCAAGCUCUUGUUGCUCCAUCCCCAGCUAGAGAUGUUUCGAGAAACCAUGACUCUCCAGGACUUGGCCUCUCAGCCACUAAGCCGAGGGAAAAGAUAGAAGGAAGUGUUUGGGAAGUCCAGCAAGGACCAUUUGACAAGAACUCGGGAAGCCCAGAUUCAAAGCCAUGGCAGGCUUUUACUGAAGAUCCCAAUCCACAGACAAUGUCAAACAACAAUGCCACGAAAUCAGUUAGGACGAGAAACAUUCAUCAAAAAAAACAGGCAACCGAACUGACUUCUAGCCCCGAUUCAUGGGGUUUUGGAACGGAGAGUUUCACAGCAGUCCCGGCAUCUGGCUCGCAAAUGUUUGGAUCUGCUGCUGGUGAAGGGAAUUAUUCCCAGCGCUCUGGUGAUUCCAAAAAUAUCGAGGGCAAACCAGCUUCUCAGCCUUCUGGGUGGGCUGGCUUUUAACGGAAGUGAUGCUGUGUUGUUUGGGUAUUUGGUGUGGUUUUUACCCAUAUAUGCUAAUCUAUCUUUUUGCUUACGGGUUGGAAGAGUGGGAAUAUGUGAGGUGGAAUACAUAGCUUAUUCGCAUCGUUUGUGUUGGAUAAUUUUGUUUUAUCAAAUGGGACAUUUGUAAACAUUCCUUUGAUCAAUCAGCUGGUAAGAGCCAGAAAUGGUUUUCGUUUA